This is a messenger RNA of Nylanderia fulva, 713 nucleotides long. RefSeq lists its product as uncharacterized. NCBI's taxonomy places the organism in Eukaryota, Metazoa, Arthropoda, Insecta, Hymenoptera, Formicidae. The record is from RefSeq and is a predicted model, not a curated record.
CUCACAUUGUUGCACUGCAAGGUGCAAAAGCUUUCGAUACGGAAGUAAAACAACAUGAAGCUAACAUUGGUGGUGUGUCUAAUCGUGGCUAUCCUGGUCUGCGUUAUGAUCCAGGAAUCCGAAUCGCGUCGGCAUCAUCACCACGAUCCUCAUGGACAUGGCGGUCAUGGAUGCGGAAAUAGAACAACAACUGCUACAACACAGACAACGACAGCUGCAACACGGUCAAGAAACUCAAUCGCAGAAGGUAGAAGGAAGCGUGAAAUUAUGGAUACUCCGCUUUUGUUAGCAUUGAAUAAGGAACAUAUAUUGCAAUGGCCUCGUCGCCAACAUCAUGGACAUCAUGGACAUCAUGGACAUCAUGGUCAUGGCAAUAAAACAACUACUACUACUGCUGCUACUACUACUACUGCUGCUACUACUACUACUGCUGCUGCUACUACUUCUACACAGGCAACAAACUCAAACUAAAUGUAACACAGCCAACAAACUCAAUUACAGCAUAGAAAGAAACGUGAAAUUAUGCCUGCUCCGCUUUCGUCAGCAUUAACAUAAUAAGCACGAGGAAACAGGAAUCAAGUCCCCAAACUGGUGAAGGAUAAAGCAAUGCUAAAGUGCAGAAAUUUUAUUGUAAUAUAUACUAUAUGUUAUGGGUUUGCCGAAUUAAAGAGGCAAAUUAAUAUAUUCUGGAAUUAUAGUGUGUGAAAAAAAUA